AAAAUUAAACUCCUCAGAAGGGCACACUAUUUGACGCUCGAGGGCGACCGCGGCAUUUUUGCGACGCUCCCUGGACGGGGAGGAAGGAGCGACGCUGCACCUCCGCCGCAGCCGCAUUACGUGCCCGAGAGACUGGGGCCGGCUGCUGGAUCGGGCGCAGUUUCGGCCUCCUCGCAUUUAUCCAAUCCUCGGUCUCGCUGAAGGAUACCGACGGGAAGGUCGCGGCAAGCUCCAAGCCGGAGGAGAAGUCCCGGGGUUGGUCUGGGCUCCGAGAGCCGUGACUUUCUUAUCCACCAGUCCUUUUAACUCCAGAAGAACAGUGGGGAAUAUAAUUACAUAUUGAGGCGGCCUCAGUAUGGCCGAUGUGGAUCCCGAUACGUUGUUGGAAUGGCUGCAGAUGGGCCAGGGAGACGAGAGGGACAUGCAGCUGAUAGCAUUGGAACAGCUGUGUAUGCUCCUUCUUAUGUCCGAUAACGUGGACCGUUGUUUUGAAACGUGCCCACCUCGUACUUUCCUACCAGCUCUAUGCAAAAUUUUUCUGGAUGAAAGUGCUCCUGAUAAUGUAUUGGAAGUGACAGCCCGUGCCAUUACAUACUACUUGGAUGUGUCUGCUGAGUGCACAAGAAGGAUUGUUGGAGUGGAUGGAGCAAUUAAAGCACUUUGUAAUCGUUUGGUUGUAGUUGAGCUCAAUAAUAGAACUAGUAGAGAUCUAGCUGAACAAUGUGUGAAGGUACUUGAACUUAUCUGUACUCGAGAAUCAGGAGCAGUAUUUGAAGCAGGAGGCUUAAAUUGUGUGUUAACCUUUAUCCGGGAUAGUGGUCAUCUUGUGCAUAAAGACACAUUACAUUCUGCAAUGGCGGUAGUUUCCAGACUUUGUGGGAAAAUGGAGCCUCAGGAUUCAUCACUUGAAACUUGUGUGGAGUCUUUGUCCAGUUUAUUGAAACAUGAAGAUCCACAGGUAUCAGAUGGAGCUCUGCGUUGUUUUGCUUCAUUGGCGGAUCGAUUCACUCGUCGUGGAGUUGAUCCAGCUCCUUUAGCAAAACAUGGAUUGACUGAAGAGCUGCUUUCACGUAUGGCAGCAGCAGGUGGUUUAGUAGCAGGAGGGUCUUCAUCUGCUUGCAAGCCUGGCCGUACUUCCACAGGAGCGACUCCCAAUGCUGCUGAUUCUAAACUUAGUAACCAAGUAUCAACAAUUGUUAGUCUACUUUCAACACUUUGCAGAGGCUCUCCUGUUGUGACACAUGAUUUAUUAAGAUCUGCGCUACCUGACUCGAUAGAAAGUGCACUACAGGGUGAUGAAAGAUGUGUGCUUGACACUAUGCGAUUGGUGGAUCUACUUCUGGUAUUACUUUUUGAAGGACGUAAAGCUUUGCCAAAGUCUAGUGCUGGUUCCACGGGGAGGAUCCCUGGCCUAAGGAGGCUGGAUAGUUCUGGAGAGCGUUCUCAUCGUCAGCUUAUUGAUUGCAUUCGUAGUAAAGACACCGAUGCACUAAUAGAUGCCAUUGAUACUGGAGCUUUUGAAGUGAACUUCAUGGAUGACGUGGGCCAAACCCUUUUGAAUUGGGCUUCAGCGUUUGGAACUCAGGAAAUGGUGGAAUUUCUGUGUGAGAGAGGUGCGGAUGUCAACAGGGGUCAGAGAUCCUCAUCUUUGCAUUAUGCAGCUUGUUUUGGAAGGCCACAAGUUGCAAAGACUCUGUUACGGCAUGGAGCAAAUCCGGAUCUCCGUGAUGAAGAUGGUAAAACCCCUCUGGAUAAAGCAAGAGAGAGAGGUCACAGUGAGGUUGUGGCCAUAUUACAGUCUCCAGGAGACUGGAUGUGUCCUGUAAAUAAAGGGGAGGAUAAGAAGAAGAAAGAUGCCAACAGAGAAGAUGAAGAUGGAAAUGAACCAAAAGGAGAUCCUGAAAUGGCCCCACUAUACUUGAAGAGAUUGUUGCCGGUUUUUGCACAGACAUUUCAGCAAACUAUGCUACCAUCCAUCAGGAAAGCAAGUCUCGCUCUUGUUCGAAAGAUGGUACAUUAUUGUUCUGAGGCACUUCUGAAGGAAGUGUGUGAUUCAGAUGCUGGCCACAACUUGCCAACAGUGCUGGUGGAAAUUACAGCCACAGUCCUGGAUCAAGAGGAUGAUGAUGAUGGCCAUUUAUUAGCUCUGCAAAUCAUUAGAGAUCUCGUAGACAAAGGAGGUGACCUAUUUCUGGAUCAACUUGCGAGACUUGGGGUAAUCAAUAAAGUGUCCACUUUGGCAGGACCAUCUUCAGAUGAUGAAAAUGAAGAGGAUUGCAAGCCUGAUAAGGAUGAUGAGCCUCAAGAAGAUGCUAAAGAAAUUCAGCAGGGCAGGCCAUACCAUUGGAGGGAUUGGUCUGUCAUCCGUGGAAGAGAUUGCUUAUACAUCUGGAGUGAUGCAGCAGCCUUGGAGUUGUCAAAUGGGAGUAAUGGAUGGUUUCGAUUCAUCUUGGAUGGGAAAUUAGCUACUAUGUAUUCUAGUGGAAGCCCAGAAGGUGGUUCUGACAGCUCAGAAAGCAGAAGUGAGUUCUUGGAAAAGUUGCAACGAGCUCGAAGUCAAGUCAAACCAGCUACCAGUAGCCAACCCAUUCUCACUGCACCAGGACCAACAAAGCUUACAGUAGGCAACUGGUCUCUGACUUGUUUGAAAGAAGGAGAAAUUGCAAUACACAAUUCUGAUGGUCAGCAGGCCACUAUAUUGAAAGAGGAUCUGCCUGGAUUUGUGUUUGAGUCAAAUCGGGGGACAAAGCAUUCAUUUACUGCAGAGACUUCACUUGGAUCAGAAUUUGUUGCUGGCUGGACUGGCAAAAGAGGAAGAAAGUUGAGAUCAAAGCUGGAGAAAACUAAACAAAAGGUGCGAACCAUGGCCAGAGACUUGUAUGAUGAUCAUUUUAAGGCUGUAGAAAGUAUGCCUCGAGGAGUGGUGGUCACACUGCGAAACAUUGCCACACAGCUUGAGUCUGCUUGGGAGCUCCAUGCAAACAGACAGGGUGUGGAUGGGGAGGCUACAUGGAGAGAUUUGAUGAAAACAGCUUUGGAGAACUUGAUUGUACUACUAAAGGAUGAAAACACAAUUUCACCCUAUGAGAUGUGCAGCAGUGGUCUGGUGCAAGCACUUCUUACUGUCCUCAAUAACAACGUGGACUUGGAAGUGAAACAAGAUUGUAGUCAACUAAUUGAACGAAUAAAUGUCUUCAAAACUGCAUUCAGUGAAAAUGAAGAUGAGGAAAGUCGGCCAGCUGUUGCCCUUGUUCGAAAGCUGAUAGCAGUGUUGGAAUCAAUUGAGAGGCUUCCUCUUCAUCUGUAUGAUACCCCUGGCUCUUCAUAUAACUUGCAGACUGUUUUUCCUCCUUUCAAGAUACUUACAAGAAGGCUGAGGUUUAGGUUAGAACGAGCUCCCGGGGAGACAUCUUUGAUAGACAGAACUGGAAGAAUGCUCAAAAUGGAACCUUUGGCCACAGUUGAAUCCUUAGAGCAGUAUCUUCUUAAAAUGGUGGCUAAACAGUGGUAUGACUUUGACAGAUCAACUUUUGUAUUUGUGCGUAAAUUGCGUGAAGGACAAACAUUCAUCUUCCGACAUCAACAUAAUUUUGAUGAAAAUGGGAUAAUAUACUGGAUUGGGACAAAUGCAAAAACAGCAUAUGAGUGGGUGAAUCCUGCGGCUUAUGGUUUGGUGGUUGUGACAUCUUCAGAGGGUAGGAAUUUGCCAUAUGGACGAUUGGAAGACAUUUUGAGUCGUGACAGCUCAGCUCUUAAUUGCCACACAAAUGAUGAUAAGAACGCUUGGUUUGCCAUUGACCUUGGUCUGUGGGUGAUUCCUUCAGCCUACACUUUGCGACAUGCACGUGGUUAUGGUCGGUCUGCUCUGAGGAACUGGGUUUUUCAAGUGUCCAAAGAUGGACAAAACUGGACAACCCUAUACACCCAUGUGGAUGACUGCAGUUUGAAUGAGCCAGGAUCCACAGCAACGUGGCCUCUCGAUCUUCCAAAGGAUGAGAAGCAGGGUUGGCGACAUAUUCGGAUAAAGCAAAUGGGUAAAAAUGCAAGUGGACAGACACACUACCUUUCCCUGUCUGGUUUUGAAUUAUAUGGGACAGUGUCCGGUGUUUGUGAAGACCAACUUGGUAAAGCAGCUAAGGAAGCAGAAGCCAACCUAAGGAGGCAGAGGCGCCUGGUGCGUUCUCAGGUUCUGAAGUAUAUGGUCCCAGGUGCACGUGUCGUUAGAGGCAUUGAUUGGAAAUGGCGAGAUCAGGAUGGCAAUCCACCAGGCGAGGGCACUAUCACAGGAGAACUACAUAAUGGCUGGAUUGAUGUCACCUGGGAUGCUGGUGGCUCUAACUCUUACCGUAUGGGCGCAGAAGGAAAGUUUGACCUCAAGCUUGCACCAGGGUACGACCCUGAUUCAGCGCCAUCACCCAAACCUGUUUCAUCCACUGUUUCAGGCACAGCGCAGGCAUGGAGCAGCUUGGUGAAAAACAACUGCCCAGACAAGACGGCGGCCACUGCACCGGGCUCCUCCAGUCGAAAAGGAAGCAGCAGUUCUGUAUGUAGCGUGGCUAGUAGCAGCGAUAUAAGCUUGAGUUCAUCUAAAAUGGAUCGCAGAUCUGAAAGCGUGUUGGAACAGACUACUGCUACUGGUACAGACAGUCAUGAACCCAUUGUUGUCCUUUCUGCUUCUGAUAUUUUGCCACAAGGAGGAGCAGGAUCGACAUCUAGUGCCAGUACCAGCACCUUAACUGCAGACACAGCAAGUGAAAAUGCAGACAGGAAGCCUGGUCCAGAGGCUUCAAUACGUAAUUCUGGAGAAUCGGGGGCAAUAUCAAUGGGUAUUGUUAGUGUGAGCUCUCCUGACGUGAGUUCAGUAGCUGAGUCGUCAAACAAGGAAGCUGCAUCGCAACGACCUCUGAGCUCUUCAGCAAGUAACAGACUUUCAGUAAGCUCCCUAUUGGCUGCUGGUGCGCCCAUGAGUUCAAGUGCCAGUGUACCCAAUCUGUCCUCAAGGGAAGCCUCCAGUCUUAUGGAAUCCUUUGUACGACGAGUUGCAAAUAUUGCACGCACCAAUGCCACCAACAACAUGAAUUUAAGCCGCAGUAGCAGUGAUAAUAACACUAAUACCUUGGGACGAAAUGUAAUGAGUACUGCAACAUCUCCUCUCAUGGGUGCCCAGAGUUUCCCAAAUCUUACAACUACUGGUACCACAUCAACUGUCACCAUGUCUACUUCCAGUGUCACCAGCAGUAACAAUGUAGCCACUGCAACCACAGGUUUAUCUGUUGGUCAAUCACUCAGUAAUACCUUGACAACCAGCCUGACAUCAACUUCCAGUGAAAGUGAUACUGGUCAAGAAGCAGAAUUUUCUUUAUAUGAUUUUCUGGACAGCUGUCGUGCUAGUACUUUAUUGGCAGAACUUGAAGAUGAUGAAGAUUUGCCUGAACCAGAUGAGGAAGAUGAUGAAAAUGAAGAUGACAAUCAAGAAGAUCAAGAAUAUGAAGAAGUAAUGGAAGAAGAGGAAUAUGAAACGAAAGGAGGACGUCGUAGAACGUGGGAUGAUGAUUUCGUUCUGAAAAGGCAGUUCUCUGCCUUAGUACCUGCUUUUGAUCCACGCCCUGGUCGCACAAAUGUUCAGCAAACAACUGACCUGGAGAUACCACCCCCAGGAACACCUCGAUCAGAGCUGCUGGAGGAAGUGGAAUGUGCUCCUUCGCCAAGAUUGGCGCUGACUCUUAAGGUAGCAGGGUUGGGAACAUCUCGUGAAGUGGAGUUGCCACUCUCAAACUACAGAGCAACCAUUUUCUAUUAUGUGCAGAAACUCUUGCAGCUUUCCUGCAACGGAAAUAUAAAAUCUGAUAAACUUAGGCGCAUUUGGGAACCAACAUACACGAUUAUGUACAGAGAGAUGAAAGAUUCUGAUAAAGAGAGGGGAGAAAAUGGAAAAAUGGGCUGCUGGUCUGUAGAGCAUGUGGAACAAUACCUUGGCACUGAUGAAUUACCAAAGAAUGACUUGAUAACCUACCUGCAGAAGAAUGCAGACUCAGCUUUCCUGCGGCACUGGAAAUUAACCGGCACUAAUAAAAGCAUUAGGAAAAACAGAAAUUGUUCUCAGCUCAUAGCUGCAUACAAGGAGUUCUGUGAGCAUGGAACAAAAUCGUCUGGACUAAGCCAUGGGUCCAUAUCAUCUUUGCAUAGUUGUGAGAUUCUUAGUGGAACACGAGAACAGCCGCAAGCAAAGGCUGGGAGUGGACAGAAUGCUUGUGGCGUGGAAGAUGUUUUGCAAUUACUUCGAAUUCUCUAUAUUGUUGCUAGUGAUCCAUACUCAACGUGGAGAAGCCAGGAAGAUGUUGAUGGUCAACUUGAGUUCAAUGUUUCACCAGAGGAAUUCACAAGCAAAAAAGUCACCACAAAAAUCUUGCAGCAAAUUGAGGAACCUUUGGCUUUGGCUAGUAGUGCAUUGCCAGACUGGUGUGAGCAGCUGACCAGCAAGUGCCCAUUCUUAAUCCCUUUUGAAACUAGACAACUGUACUUUACCUGCACAGCAUUUGGUGCAUCAAGAGCAAUAGUUUGGCUGCAGAAUAGACGUGAGGCCACCAUGGAACGAACCCGAACAACCACAGCAGUGAGACGUGAUGAUCCAGGCGAAUUUAGAGUUGGAAGAUUAAAACAUGAGCGGGUUAAGGUUCCUCGGGGUGAUACAUUAAUGGAAUGGGCAGAGAAUGUCAUGCAGAUUCAUGCUGACAGGAAAUCUGUUCUAGAGGUUGAAUUUUUAGGUGAAGAAGGGACGGGUCUUGGUCCCACUUUAGAGUUUUAUGCACUCGUAGCUGCAGAGUUUCAAAAGAAAGAACUCGGAAUUUGGUUGUGCGAUGAUGAUUUUCCUGAUGAUGAGUCCCGACAGGUCGAUUUGGGAGGUGGACUUAAGCCGCCAGGAUAUUAUGUACAGCGAUCUUGUGGACUUUUUUCUGCAGCAUUCCCACAGGAUAGUGAAGAAAUGGACAGAAUAACCAAACUUUUCCAUUUCCUUGGAAUUUUCUUAGCCAAGUGUGUUCAGGACAACAGAUUGGUGGACAUUCCAAUUUCUAAGCCUUUCUUUAAACUCAUGUGUAUGGGAGACAUCAAAAGCAAUAUGAGUAAACUAUUACAUGAAUAUGGGGCCCGGGUAGAUGGUGACUUGCAUUAUACCGAAAGCCAAUCUGAAGCUUCAACCGAGGAAGGUCAUGAUUCCAUAUCUGUUGGAAGCUUUGAUGAGGACUCCAAAUCAGAAUUUAUUCUUGAUCCUCCUAAACCCAAACCCCCUGGUUGGUUCCAUGGAAUUUUGACUUGGGAGGAUUUUGAAUUAGUAAAUCCACACAGAGCUAGGUUCUUGAAAGAAAUAAAAGAACUUUCUGUGAAAAGGCGGCAAAUACUAAGCAACAGAGCUCUUUCAGAAGAUGAAAAAAACACUCAGCUCCAAGAGCUUACUUUGAAGAAUCGGUCAGGAUCAGGACCACCACUUGGCAUAGAAGAUUUGGGGCUGAACUUCCAGUUUUGUCCUUCAUCCAAAGUACAUGGGUUUACAGCUGUUGAUCUAAAGCCGAAUGGUGAUGAUGAGAUGGUAACAAUAGACAAUGCCGAAGAGUAUGUUGAAUUGAUGUUUGACUUCUGUAUGCAUACUGGAAUACAAAAGCAGAUGGAUGCUUUCAGAGAUGGGUUCAACCGUGUCUUUCCUAUGGAAAAGCUGAGUUCUUUCAGCCAUGAAGAAGUUCAAAUGAUCCUUUGUGGAAACCAGUCACCUUCUUGGACUGCAGAGGACAUAAUUAACUAUACUGAACCCAAAUUGGGUUACACCCGUGAUAGUCCGGGAUUUAUCCGAUUUGUGAGGGUGCUUUGUGGGAUGUCAUCUGAUGAAAGGAAAGCAUUUUUGCAAUUUACCACAGGAUGUUCCACACUCCCACCGGGUGGACUUGCCAAUCUUCACCCACGGCUCACUAUUGUACGCAAGGUUGAUGCAACAGAUGCAAGUUAUCCGUCAGUGAACACAUGUGUGCACUACCUUAAAUUGCCCGAAUAUUCCUCUGAAGAAAUCAUGAGAGAACGUUUGCUAGCUGCUACAAUGGAAAAAGGAUUUCAUCUCAAUUGAGCUGAUCAUUGGUGGAUAGUGAACAGACACUAAAUCUGAAACUUAAAAAAGCCUCUUGUGUUUGUGUGGAAAAAAAAUGUUGACCUCCAGCUGUGCUCUUGAUACAGCUUGCCUUUUUGAGGCUUUAGAGAAAAAAACAUAAUGAGUAACUGUUAGCUGCUAAUGUUUUGGCAGGAACAAAAUUCUCCUGUUAAUAAUUACAAAGCCAGCAAAUAAAAAUGGCACAGAGCACUGUGUGCUGCUUCAAGGGCUUAAGAGGCUGAAAGUGGAACAGUUCCUCAAUGUUCCCAAGGGCAGUUUUUUGUCAUGUUUUCAGUGUUUAAUUUUUGACAAUGCAUUGUGUCAUAUUUUGUUUCAAUACUCACAGCAAUUGGUACCUGGGUUCACUAAGAAUGCCACAUUUUGAUCUCUUGCUGGCCUAAUGCUAAUGGUCAAGAAACUGCUUGAGUAGAAUUGUAAUGUAGAGAGUGAAUGGGCACUUCUCCCAAAAUAUUUCUUGUUUACUAGUGCCUGCACUGUUUAUUGGAGUAUUAAAGUUUUACUUGCCCUCAGUUUUGUAAUACAAUCAUGAAUAAGCUUAUUUUUUUCCCCUGUUUCUUUGGUGUAUGUUUUCAUUCUUGAAUGCCCUGCUCUGAAGAUCAAAUCCUUGAAUGCAUUUGUGCAAUUUUACAGUAAAGCUAGAAACACUGGUUCUAGGUGCAAGGCACACUUUAAAAGCAAGCUAAGCUUUUCUCUGUAUUUCUUUGUAUAUUAUAAACAUUUAUUUAACUCGAGUUGCAGUUUCAAGUUAUACAAACUAUUUUCAAAUGUGUAUGCUCAAAUAAUCAUUAAAAUGUUUGC
This is a messenger RNA of Pristis pectinata (smalltooth sawfish), 8950 nucleotides long. It is a transcript of the gene hectd1, whose product is annotated as HECT domain containing 1. The transcript has 42 exons. Gene Ontology annotation, cellular component: nuclear speck. Lineage: Eukaryota; Metazoa; Chordata; Chondrichthyes; Rhinopristiformes; Pristidae. Gene Ontology annotation, biological process: anatomical structure development; proteasome-mediated ubiquitin-dependent protein catabolic process; protein K63-linked ubiquitination. The coding region runs from base 356 to 8110 and encodes 2584 amino acids. The record is from RefSeq and is a predicted model, not a curated record. Gene Ontology annotation, molecular function: protein binding; ubiquitin protein ligase activity; metal ion binding.